Messenger RNA from Cladophialophora bantiana CBS 173.52, 933 nucleotides. RefSeq lists its product as uncharacterized. Lineage: Eukaryota; Fungi; Ascomycota; Eurotiomycetes; Chaetothyriales; Herpotrichiellaceae. The transcript has a single exon. Bases 1 to 933 code for a protein of 310 amino acids. The record is from RefSeq and is a predicted model, not a curated record.
AUGUCUCCGCUGACCAAUGUCGCUGCAACAGAACAGUUAGGUUCGAAUGGGCAGACUGUAUCUCAUUUGGUGCCACGUUCUCAACAUGAGGCCUCCGCAUCUGCCAGUGGGCAACCGAGGACUGUUACGCGCCGAUAUGCAAAAUCGCUGACAGCGCAAGAUGUGUACAACCUCGCAAUAGAUCCAGCGCUGGUACCGACGCCACUCAUCAUUCGGAAACGGACUCGGAAUACAUCAGCUCUCCCGGCCCUUGAGAAUUCUGCAGCUGGCAAAGACGCGGAAUCAAAUGAAUUGCCUCAACAUAGGGCGAUCGUUGAUGUAUCAGCAAGGGACACCCUUCUGGUUGUGGAUGAAGAGAUUCAGUCAUUCUAUUCUCCCAUGCCAGUCUCAACUUUCAACGAAGAGGGGUAUCACGGUGCUAUACUCAACCACACCGACAUAGACGGGAAUGCUGCCUCGGUUGACUGGGAAGAAUGCGGGAAAUGCCUAUCGUUGAUUGAAGCCAAACGAAACGUCUUGCAAGACAAUCCACGUGAGGGAGAGGUUCGAGAAUGUUCAGGCGCUGAUAUUGACCAUAAAGAGAAGUAUCAUGACGCCCUUGAGAGACAAGAAGAGAGCAUGAGCAAGAAUUCCGAUGCCCAGCUAUCCAACAGUCACAAAACCACAUCUCCACAGGUUCCGAGCAUUCAAGAACGUCUCCUACUCCCUGUCAUUAAUAUCAUCGUCAGCCCCCCGCCAGAUGUCACUACGAGACCACAGACUUCCGGAUUCAAGAAAGUUUUGUGGAUGAUUCCAAAAAUAAUUGUGUCUUUACUCGCUGGGAGGCUUCUGGGAAUACUCGUGUCAGAGCUGCAAGAAAUUGUGUUUCGGCGUGGGUCUUCCGUAAAGCGAUUCAGUCCACCUCCGUCGACGACAUCUACAAAACCUGCUUGA